CCCGCAAGCAUCCUCUGACCUCACCGCGUUGGACUACUUGGACAUACUGCACACCGGAAUAUGUGAUAGAAAACACCCAUGGGCUCUCUCCUCGCCCUGUUCCUUCGCCUCGCCGUGAUCCUCGCCUCCGUCUGUGCAAGUCGCAGCGAUGGGACCCAGCACCCGCUGGUCCGCGGACCCUCCAACGAUAGCGUCAUCACCCAGGACCUCUUCUGGGAGCUCGAAGAACUCGCGCGCAUCGUCGACAUCUCGUACUGUGUAGGCACAGCCGGCCUGGGCAUACAGAAACCCUUCCAGUGCGCGAGUCGAUGUGCGGAUCGCGACUUCGAGACAUUUGAGCUGGUGACAGCAUGGAAUACUGGCCCUUUUCUGUCUGACUCCUGUGGCUACAUUGCCCUCUCGCACUCGCCCACGAAUCCGCGACUCAUUCUCGCCUUCCGCGGCACCUACUCUAUAGCCAACACCAUCGCAGACCUCUCCACCAUACCGCAGGCAUACGUGCCAUACCCAGGCGACGAUGACGACGACACGUCCGACUUCAUUGCCCCGAGACCUGAUACACCCGAAGACCCCCCGCCUGCAGAUCCGCCCAAAUGCGACAACUGCACGGUACACAUGGGCUUCUACUCAUCCUGGCUAAACACCCGCAAAGUCGUUCUCCCACAUGUUACCGAAGCACUCGAGAAAUAUCCAAACUACAAGCUGGUUCUGGUUGGGCACUCGCUGGGUGGCGCUAUUGCCACGCUUGCUGGUCUCGACUUCAAGGCCCGUGGGUGGAAUCCCCAUGUCACCACUUUUGGCGAACCGCGCCUCGGCAACAAGGAGCUCAACGCAUACAUCGACGACCGCUUCAACAUUACAUCGCAUCAUGAGUACAAUAAAUUCCACCGUGUCACGCACGCGGGCGAUCCAGUGCCUCUGUUGCCGUUGUCUGAAUGGGGCUUUUCCAUGCACAGCGAGGAGAUCUUCAUCUCCGAGUAUAACCUUCCCUUCUCCAUCGCAGACGUCCGUUACUGCGACGGUGACGAGGACACGCACUGCAUUGCCGGCAGCGACGAGGACAAGCCGGCAUGGGGCGUUCCAACCCGUUUCAAGCUCUGGCAGCUCUUCUUCGCGCAUCGUGACUACUUCUGGCGACUUGGUCUCUGUCUUCCUGGUGGAGAUCCCAAGGAUUGGUAUGAUAAGUAUCCCAAGCACAGCACUGGUAGUGAUGGUGAUAUCCCCGAAGUUGAUGAAUUAUGAUUGUUAUCCUAGUUUGUACCAUGCAUGGAUUGAUGUGUAAUAUUAUUCAGCGUAAACAUCUUUAGUUGACUAGUAAACCUAUUCGUCUACCCACGUUCUGUAUACUCUUCGCACAUGCAGUUCAAGUCUAGUUUUUCUUCUUCCAUCUCUCAAUCCCAGACAAGGAAGCUUCAUUGUGAGAACUAAGAGAUAUUCAAGAGCUGUGUCCUCAACAUUGCAAUAGGUGCUCGGUGUAUCAACACCUCCAUACCAGCGACACACUUGCCCAAACAGCGACUUAUACUACCCAAG
Messenger RNA from Cucurbitaria berberidis CBS 394.84, 1533 nucleotides. RefSeq names its product lipase precursor. The record is from RefSeq and is a predicted model, not a curated record. The transcript is spliced from 2 exons. NCBI's taxonomy places the organism in Eukaryota, Fungi, Ascomycota, Dothideomycetes, Pleosporales, Cucurbitariaceae. Gene Ontology annotation, biological process: lipid metabolic process. The coding region runs from base 79 to 1242 and encodes 387 amino acids.